GUAACCUUAAGAUGGCGGAGACGGAGGAGGAGGUAGAUGUCUUGGUCCAGAGAGUUGUAAAAGACAUCACCAACGCCUUUAAAAGAAACCCCAACAUUGAUGAAAUCGGUGUGAUUCCAUGUCCAGAGGCCCGUUACAACCGUAGCCCCAUUGUACUGGUGGAGAAUAAGCUUGGUGUUGAGAGCUGGUGUGUCAAGUUUCUGCUGCCAUAUGUGCACAAUAAACUGCUACUGUACCGCCAGCGCAAACACUGGUUGGACAGGGAAGCUUUAGUGGAUAUCACAUGCACUCUACUGCUGCUGAAUCCAGACUUCACUACAGCGUGGAAUGUCAGAAAGGAGCUGCUACAAUGUGGAGUCCUGAAUCCAGAGAAAGACCUGUACCUGGGCAAGCUGGCUCUCACCAAGUUCCCAAAGAGCCCGGAGACAUGGAUCCACCGGCGUUGGGUGUUACAGCAGAUCAUGCAGCAGUUCUCAUCCGUGAGUCGCAACAGGAAGAAGCAGCAUCAGGCCGAAGGUGAACAGGCGGAUCCUGAGAGGAUCCAACAGAUCAGGGACCAACUGGCCAGGACGCUCCACCAGGAGAUGAAGGUGUGCAGUGACGCCUCCUGCCGUUACCCUAGCAACUACAACGCAUGGUCUCAUCGUAUCUGGGUGCUGCAGCACAUGGCCAAAGGCAAUGUCAAGGUUUUCCAUGAUGAGCUGUCGUCUAUGCGCCUUUGGGUGUCCAUGCACGUGUCCGACCACAGUGGCUUCCAUUACCGCCAGUUUCUGAUUAAGGAGCUUAUCAAUGAGCUCUCCCAAACCCCGGCCCCCGGUUCACCCCAGCACCGCUCCAGCUCAGUCCACAGCGGUUCACACUCCUACAGCUGCAGCCAAUCCAACGGGGAGCUGCCGGUGGCCGAGGCGGCGGCAGCUGAAGACGCCGACAGGCAGCUCAGCUUCACUACUGUACUUCAGGUCUUCCACCAGGAGAUGGAGCUGUGUUCAGACCUCAUUCAGUCUUUUCCUGGACACGAGGCUCUCUGGUGUCACAGGCGACAUGUCUUCUACCUGUGGCAUCACUGGAGGCGGGAACACCAGCAGAACCUCAACGGCAGCAGUAACAGCGCCACUGAAACGGUCCUCGUCAACAGCAGUGACCCGGGUUCGCCCCCGUCCGGCGGUGGGGUGGGGGAGGGGCCGAGCGCGGACAGACCGGGCCACGCCGCCGAAGCCAUGGACGAAGACAGGGCGUUGCUACCGGAGCCACGAGACAGCAAACGGCUGAAGAGAGGCGUCCUGAUGCCCGGGACCCCGACCCUGUCCACCGAGCACAACUUCGUGAGCAGCGUCCUGGACGGCUGCUGUAACCUCGAGCAGAGACGCUUCGCCCAGGCGUACAGGAAGUGGUUAGACACUGUCAUUGGUCAACAGCUUUGAGAGCAACAGGAGCCACAUCCUCUGUCAAUAUUAAAGUUGCCUUUAGACACAGAUUUAGGAUCCGCUUUCCUACCUGUAGUGCUGACUCAUAGUACGUCAGAUGCAGUGAUGAGUUGGAAACAGUCAUGGGGCGUUUCAGUUCAAAACACAGUUCUCUGGACAGUGAGUAGAGGUGGAGGUGGUGGUGGUGGUAUGGGGGGGGAUCAGUGCCACCCAAUCUGUUCUUCCCCAAAUCUCCAUAAGCUUCGUCUGAGCCAGGUCUGCUACAGAAUGGAAAUCUACCCACACAUCGACUCCUCAUGUGUGUGUUGUGUUUUUCAGCGCCUUAGGUCAAGUUUGGACUUUUCUGAAAUUGCUGGAUUUUCAGUCACGAUUGUUCCGUGUUUAAUUCAGCAGCAAACUAAAUAAAGCACCACAAGAAGUGAAA
This is a messenger RNA of Sphaeramia orbicularis (orbiculate cardinalfish), 1848 nucleotides long. RefSeq names its product protein prenyltransferase alpha subunit repeat containing 1 (gene ptar1). The transcript is spliced from 7 exons. The record is from RefSeq and is a predicted model, not a curated record. Gene Ontology annotation, biological process: protein prenylation. NCBI's taxonomy places the organism in Eukaryota, Metazoa, Chordata, Actinopteri, Kurtiformes, Apogonidae. The coding region runs from base 12 to 1421 and encodes 469 amino acids. Gene Ontology annotation, molecular function: protein prenyltransferase activity. Gene Ontology annotation, cellular component: cytoplasm.